AUGGAAUUCCAAGCUGUGGCCGGACAGCGCUUGGUCCUAAAUCAGGAUGACUCCGUUACCGCCUACUUCGACCACUUUAUCAAGAGUGACAGAGAAGGAAGGUUGAUUCUAGUGGCAUAUCGCGAUGACAUGGCGCAGUACUUUCCCUUCGUCGUUUUUCCACCGUCGAUGAGCCUAGAACAGCUGAAAGCAGAGAGGCCUUUCUUGUGUAUGGCUAUCAUGAUGGUGGCAUGUCGACAUGAUAUAGCGCGCCGGACGGCGAUGAUCAAAAGAGUCAGAGAGAUCGUCAGUCAGAGAACAGUGGUCCAGGCAGAGCGGAGUUUGGAUAUACUUCAAGGACUUCUCGUUUGUCUUGGUUGGCACCAUUUCCAAUCUCAGCUGGGACCAAGCCUAGCCAGUUUCGUGUAUUUGGCACUGACCGUGAUGACGGACCUGGGCUUGAAUAAGCAGGUUGUCCAGUCAAGAUUUGCCAAACCACAACGGGAAUACUUCGCCGCGAACGGGAUAAUGCACGUUCAUGCUCCUCGAACACUAGAUGAAAGAAGGGCUUUCUUGGGUUGUCUUUACUUGACCUCUAUUGUUUCAAUUUGUGCACGAGACAUCGAGAGGAUAAGAUAUACUAAAUAUGCUGAUGAAUGUUGUCGCUCGAUAGCGGAAGCCGCUGAAACUCCCACAGACCUCUACUUGCUGGAACUAAUCAAGAUAUGCCGGCUGAGUGAGAAAAUCAACCAAACCGUAGGUCCCGAGAACUGGGACAUGCCUUCAGGAUUGUCAUCUCCAGUAGGAGCUAGUGUGACAGCCUUGCACGGUGAAUUGCAAAGCUUGAAAGCUACAAUACCACCGACACUGCUUGAGAAUGUUUUUGUUGCUGACAUCGUAGACCUCCUUCUAUUACACUACCACAUCACCGAAACAGUCUUGUUUGAGAUCGCGCUCGACAACAGCAUCGACUCCACACAAUAUGGCACAUAUCCCGUCUCUCGGCUCACUAUGCUCUUCGCAUGUCUUACUUCGACGCAACACUUUUUCGAAACAUUCCACCGUUUAUCAGUAACCGUCUAUUUCGACCUACCAUACUCUACAUGGUCGCUCCUUACACACCAGAAUGUCGUCUUGUCAAAAUUGUCCCUCUUUGUCGGAGACGGCUGGGAACAGACGUACGUUGCCAACACUUUAGACUUCUUUACAAUUUUAGACACAUUUACAGCUAAGGUCGAAGAGGCAAAAAUAUACGCUAUGCAAUAUUGCCAGCAGGAAAGCGAGACAGGGUACGAUAGGCUGCUGCGCGAGAUCCCGGUGUUUUUCGAUAGUAUAGCAGCCCGAAUCCAUGAAGCAAAGACUGUUCACCAAAUGAUCCGAACAACACAGUCGCAAGCCCCAACGCCAAAUAUUACCAAGACGGGAGCGACAGAUACCACACUGGAAUUUGCGGACGAGUUUGGCAUUCAGAACAAUAUGUUGUUCGAAUUUCUUGAUGAUGGAUUCUGGCAAAGUUAG
Exophiala aquamarina CBS 119918 is the source of this 1497-nucleotide messenger RNA. RefSeq lists its product as uncharacterized. Gene Ontology annotation, molecular function: DNA-binding transcription factor activity, RNA polymerase II-specific; transcription cis-regulatory region binding. Bases 1 to 1497 code for a protein of 498 amino acids. The transcript is spliced from 4 exons. Gene Ontology annotation, biological process: regulation of DNA-templated transcription. The record is from RefSeq and is a predicted model, not a curated record. NCBI's taxonomy places the organism in Eukaryota, Fungi, Ascomycota, Eurotiomycetes, Chaetothyriales, Herpotrichiellaceae. Gene Ontology annotation, cellular component: nucleus.